Molecule: messenger RNA, 1410 nt
Organism: Sardina pilchardus (European sardine)
Lineage: Eukaryota; Metazoa; Chordata; Actinopteri; Clupeiformes; Clupeidae
Gene: cabp5a
Product: calcium binding protein 5a
Exons: 9
Coding region: 609-1115 (168 amino acids)
Biological process (GO): regulation of voltage-gated calcium channel activity
Cellular component (GO): cytoplasm
Molecular function (GO): calcium ion binding; calcium channel regulator activity
Source: RefSeq, a predicted model, not a curated record
GUCGUCACCACGACGGCACACACAGUGGCAGACAGGCGUGUUCUGAGGACACCCUACUGCAUCCUUCCUGGUCCGGAGGAGUCGGGCAGGGGGAGGUCCAGAUGCCAGGCUGAUGGUAUGGGGCUGAGCGAGGCCGGAGACACACACACACACACACGUGCACAUGCACAUACGUGUUCACACACACACACACACACACACCCACCCGCCCUCCCCAUCAAGUGAAAGAGGCUAUAGAGCUGCGAGCACAUCUGUCCUCUCCUCAGAGUGUCUUCAGCCAGAGAAGAGAACGGACAGAAGAGAGAGACAGAGAGAGGGAGAGAGAGACUGAGUGAGGGAUCCAACUCGGAGAGGAAAGAGAGAAGAGAGAGAGACAACAGGCAACAGGCAACAGGACUGAAGGACUUUUACCUGCCGUGACUGAGCAGCUGGAGAACAGAGUCAGACCCUUUAACCAGCGAGCACCUGUGUGUUGCCACCGGGACCUUCUCCCCCGUCUCAGGGACCUUCACGUCCAUCUCAGCCCAUCACCGGGACCUUCUCCUCCGUCUCAGGGACCUUCACGUCCGUCUCAGCCCAUCACCGGGACCUUCUCACCUGCAGGAGAGAUGAGCUUAGGAGCAGCAUGCAUUUUCAUCCGGGGAGGAAAGAUAGACAGAGAACUGGCAGAUGAUGAGAUUGAAGAGCUGCGUGAGGCGUUUGAUGAGUUCGAUAAGGACAAGGACGGCCUGAUCAGCUGCAAGGACCUGGGCAACCUGAUGAGGACCAUGGGCUACAUGCCCACCGAGAUGGAGCUCAUCGAGCUCAGCCAGAACAUCAACAUGAACCUGGGGGGCAGGGUGGACUUUGAGGACUUUGUGGAGCUGAUGGCCCCAAAGCUGCUGGCAGAGACGGCAGGCAUGAUCGGAGUCAAGGAGCUCAAAGACGCCUUCAAAGAGUUUGACAUGGACGGCGACGGGGAGAUCACGACGGAGGAGCUGCGGGCGGCCAUGACCAAGCUGAUGGGCGACGCCAUGAGCCGCCGCGAGAUCGACGCCGUCGUCAAGGAGGCCGACGACAACGGAGAUGGCACCGUCGACUUCGAGGAGUUUGUCCAGAUGAUGUCUCGCCAGUGAGAGAGGAUAUGGACACACACUGUACACACACAAACAAAUGUUAUGCUGCGUUUCUGAUUACCUGCGCACAAACGAUACAUAUCAAAAAGCAACAAUUCUGAUUUUAUACACAAAAAAGAUUUUUUUUUGUUUUUUAAAUCUAGCCUGAAUAUAAUGAUUAUUUUUAUAGCUGUCUCUCUCUGGCCCCUUUGUGUUGACGUAAGUGUGGAUAAAUCUGUAUAUACCGCAUUUGGAUUAUGUCUGUGAUGAUGAACACUUUUCCAAAUCUGUUUGGAAUCAUAUUUGUGUACCAAUA